AUGAACCAAUUUGCUAAUAUUAAGCUACAGAUAAAUGCUGUUAUAUGUGGAAGUAAGCCAGUGGGAAGUACUUCUCAUGGAGUUGAAGGACAAACAACUAAAGCAAAUUCCAGGAAAAGUAUAAGAGGUGGCAGUAGCCUUGGAUUAGCUAGGCGACCAGCAGUUGCAAUAGAUUCUUCUCCACCAUCUCCUGCAGCCCUACGUGUUUCUUUGUCACUUCGGUUGCAAUUACUCCUGAGAUUUCUUCCUAUUCUUUGCAUUGAAAGGGAAGCAUCUGUGUCGAACAUGAAACAUUUUCUGGCCCCUGUGAUUCUUCGUCUCCUAGGCAGCCAGGUUGUGCAUGAGGAUGCAUAUAUUUCAAUGAAUGCCAUGCAUUCUAAGAAGGAUUCAGAGUCAUUAUAG
This is a messenger RNA of Lathyrus sativus (Indian pea), 402 nucleotides long. Lineage: Eukaryota; Viridiplantae; Streptophyta; Magnoliopsida; Fabales; Fabaceae. The record is from the annotation of a GenBank genome assembly.